CUCCCCCUUGCCCUCCCUAACAACUGGAGAUCCAAAAAAAGCCCAACAUGUCCACACAAACACGCUUCCUCUAUAGUAUACUAGCAACACUUAUCUUCUUCCUUUUCACAACUCUUGGUAUCAUAUACGCAUCAACCGGCAGCUUAGCCACCCUCUCCCAAAAGUUCCACAUACAUGUUUGUCCAAGCGAGUCUCGGCCUACAGCCCCAAUCAUCCGGAAAUUUCAAUCAUUGACUCCAUUACUGGGCGCUACAUCCGAUGGUUUUCUACCUCAUGAUACACAUCUCUCAUGGGAAUCUCUUCUUCUCCCCAAAAACGGCGGUAUUCUGAAGGUCCGGACGGAUAACAACACCAUUACCGACUACGGGAUCUCCAUGUUCCAUCAGCUUCAUUGCCUAACUGUUCUUCGGGGGCUAAUAUUCCCUGAAACCUCUCAGCAUCAUGGUGCUUCGACCUCGCCGUCACAUUCUGGUGAUGAACAUGAAGAUGCAGUGCACUGGGCUCAUUGUUUUGAUUAUAUUGCCCAGUCCAUAAUAUGUGCAGCAGAUGGUACUAUUGAACCACCUCAUCCAGCGCUCAAUAAAGUUGGGAACCGAAUCCUCGUUAUCGACGGGAUUGGACAUGCCCAUCAGUGCAGGGACCCGGAGCCGUUGUGGAGGGCUGUUCGAGAGAGUGGGAGGAAUCCCGUUCAUCUUUCUGAAGUGAAAGAUACUGUCGGCCAUAGUGAGUUUCCUCUAAAGGAGGAAGCUACGUGCCAGGGUGCUUGUUCGAUGCCGGAGCCAUACUGGACUGAAUGAGACAGUGGUUAGGAAUAUGGUAGAUUAUUAUCGGACUCAGUGGAAGGCAUGCUGUAUUGGAAUAACCGGGUGGCUAGAAGUCGCACAUCUCAAGCUCUAGGCUUCCAUUUGAUACAUUGCGGAGUAGACACACUACUAUGAACGAUAUGUUCGCGAUUAGGGCGCGCUGACCUCUCGGCUCCACCCAAUUUGGGAAUCCCGAGAUAACUCUG
Messenger RNA from Aspergillus eucalypticola CBS 122712, 1009 nucleotides. RefSeq lists its product as uncharacterized. The record is from RefSeq and is a predicted model, not a curated record. The transcript has 2 exons. Gene Ontology annotation, biological process: mycotoxin biosynthetic process. Lineage: Eukaryota; Fungi; Ascomycota; Eurotiomycetes; Eurotiales; Aspergillaceae. The coding region runs from base 48 to 797 and encodes 249 amino acids.